AGGCUGAGGCUCCACUGCGAUCGCUGAUUGGUUGCCGAAGCCUUGGUCCCAUCCCAGUGACCCCAAAGUGCUGGAGGGAGGGGGUGGGGGUGGCCCAGUGCAAAGUGCAUCCCGCAAACCCCCUGUCCGGAGACCCCACAGCUGGCACAUCGGACCCUGUAUGACCUGGGACCUCGCUGUCCCGAGACCUCCUGGUCCCUCGGUAGCUGGAAGCCUCUGGCCCGGAGCGCGGCAGCCCGCUGCUUCGAGCCUCUGGACCGGGACUGCCCCCCCAACCCAAGCCGGGACUUCCUCCCUGCACCCCUGCCCGGAGGCUGCCCGGCGGCCGGGACCGCCACCUCCCGCCUGUUUUGCUGUCUGGAUGCUCUCCGGGCUGGGGCCGUAAGACACUGAGAAGGAUCAGGAACACCCAGGUCCGGCCCUGAGUGGGGUGUUUCUUCAAUGGAGAAGUUGGUGAGUGUGGAGGAGGCUGAAAGGAGGAAGAGAAGCAGCAGCUGAGGAGACAGGUUUGAGCUGGCUGAAGGAGACAGAAAAGCUGGAAGGGGUCUGCCGACCCACCAGAGAAGCAGCAGGCACAGUGCCUCUGACCAGCAUCCUUUAAAAAGGCUAAUCCCUGUGACCUAAUGAAUCUUUUGUAAAAAGUGGACUCAGCUAGGAUGUUACACCACCACUGUCGAAGGAACCCUGAACUCCAGGAAGAAUUGCAGAUUCAGGCUGCAGUGGCUGCCGGCGAUGUUCACACAGUGCGGAAGAUGUUAGAACAAGGCUAUUCUCCAAAUGGCCGAGAUGCUAAUGGCUGGACCCUGCUACAUUUCUCUGCAGCAAGAGGAAAGGAAAGAUGUGUUCGAGUAUUUCUAGAACACGGAGCUGAUCCCACAGUUAAGGAUUUAAUCGGAGGCUUCACAGCUCUUCAUUACGCAGCCAUGCAUGGGCGGGCCCGGAUUGCACGCUUGAUGUUAGAAUCUGAAUACCGGAGCGACAUCAUUAAUGCAAAAAGCAAUGAUGGUUGGACUCCCCUCCAUGUGGCUGCCCACUAUGGCAGGGACUCAUUUGUCCGACUUCUACUGGAGUUCAAGGCUGAGGUCGACCCGCUCAGUGAUAAAGGUACAACACCGCUUCAGCUCGCCAUUAUCCGAGAGAGAUCAAGCUGUGUGAAAAUCCUCCUGGACCACAAUGCCAACAUUGACAUUCAGAAUGGCUUCCUGUUGCGAUAUGCUGUGAUCAAAAGUAAUCACUCUUAUUGCCGAAUGUUCCUUCAGAGAGGGGCAGACACAAACUUGGGCCGCUUAGAAGAUGGACAGACUCCUUUACACUUGUCUGCCCUUAGGGAUGAUGUGCUCUGUGCACGGAUGUUAUACAAUUAUGGAGCGGACACAAACACAAGGAACUAUGAAGGACAGACCCCACUGGCUGUUUCAAUAAGUAUUUCUGGAAGUAGUCGACCGUGUUUGGAUUUCUUACAAGAAGUCACAAGACAGCCCAGAAACUUGCAGGACCUGUGCCGAAUUAAAAUUCGACAAUGUAUAGGCCUUCAAAACCUAAAGCUACUUGAUGAACUACCAAUUGCCAAGGUCAUGAAAGACUACUUAAAACACAAAUUUGAUGAUAUCUGAUAAUACCAGAACUGUGAGCAAGAUUAGGAGUUAUAUUCCAGAUACUUAAAAGGCUUUUUGCCUUGCACAAAGUAUAUCCUAUGCAAUUUCUGAUUUGCUGUGAAGUCAGAAAGCAGGUAUACACUUUUAGGUUUUCUGUUUAUUUGUUUGGUUUUCAUUGUAGGGGAGGGAUUUUUAUAUAUAUAUACAUACAUAUAUAUAUAUAUAUAAACACACACACACACGUACACACACACCCCCACAUGCUUAAGGUCUUAAUUUGGUUUCUUGGUCCAAGUUUAAGAGGUCCAGGUUUUCUAUACAACAUUGCAUUUAGAAAAAUUGUUUUUCCAAAAUGACAGAAGCAGAUUUGGAGCGGAGAAUUUACCCUUUUUAAAUUUAUGGUUUCAUUGGUGAACAUGGUAUUAUAAACCAGCAGAGCACUUGUUAAAAUUUGGAGGUACAGUUUCACCCUGGGGGAGGGUGGGAGAGUUGGACCUGUGUUAUUCUAGAAAAUGCCCUAAGAAUUGUUUAAAGUAAUGCUGUCACCGCAUUCAUUUUUAAUGAGUACAAAUUGGCUGUUUCAUACUGUUCUUCUUCUCAAUUAAUAUCGCUUUCAGAUGACAUAAAUCCAAUACCUCUGCUUUCCUUUUGGUGUGCUC
This is a messenger RNA of Otolemur garnettii (small-eared galago), 2254 nucleotides long. It is a transcript of the gene ASB7, whose product is annotated as ankyrin repeat and SOCS box containing 7. The coding region runs from base 657 to 1613 and encodes 318 amino acids. The record is from RefSeq and is a predicted model, not a curated record. Gene Ontology annotation, biological process: intracellular signal transduction. Lineage: Eukaryota; Metazoa; Chordata; Mammalia; Primates; Galagidae. Gene Ontology annotation, molecular function: protein binding. The transcript is spliced from 5 exons.